CAAGCAGACAGCUCUCAAGAGAUUGCCGAAGGGAAAGCACCGUCAAUAAAUUUGUCUUAAAAGUUGUGUCUGGAGUGAGCCAGUCUGAACCCCGAGCUGCCUCACAUCUCCCACAGUGGGACUGUUGAGAUGGAGUGAGAGAUCUUACAAAAACUGAAAGUGAAAUACGGAAGGUAGAUUGAGCAAUCAAUGGAAGGCCAGAGCCAGAGGACCCACUUGAGGGUAGCAAAAGAUGUAGCAGAGGCAGUCAGGAGAGUGCCUCGCUCUGAGGGCAGCCUCCAGGGACACGGAUGACAGGAAAUGACCCACCCCUGUGGCUACAUACUCCAAAGGCCCAGACCUCCAAAGUGCCCAUCGUGGGAUGGAUGAGUCUGCAGAGACCCAGCCACCGCGCCUUUCCUUUUGCCCUGAGAAAGGAGAAGAAAUGAAAGUGGGGUGUAUUCCUGUCACUCCACAGAAGGAGAGUACCUGGGUUGAGGUCUGCAGGGAUGGAAGGCUGCUGGCUGCUACCCUCCUGCUGGCCCUGUUGUCCAGCGGCUUCACAGUGAUGUCCCUGUACCAGUUAGCUGCCCUGCAAGCCGACCUGAUGAGCCUGCGCAUGGAGCUGCAGGGCUACCGGGGUUCAGCAACACCUGCUGCUGUCCCAGAGGCUCCAGACGCCACUGCGGGAGCCAAACUCCUAGCAUUGGCAGCUCCUGGACCCCACAACUCCAGCCUCGGCCACAGGAACAGACGCGCUUUCCAGGGACCGGAGGAAACAGGGUCUUACACGUUUGUUCCGUGGCUUCUCAGCUUUAAAAGGGGAAAUGCCUUGGAAGAAAAGGAGAACAAAAUAGUGGUUAAGCAGACGGGCUACUUCUUCAUCUACAGUCAGGUUCUGUAUACCGACACCAUCUUUGCCAUGGGUCAUCUCAUCCAGAGGAAGAAAGUGCAUGUCUUUGGGGACGAGCUCAGCCUGGUGACCCUGUUCCGAUGUAUUCAAAAUAUGCCAAGAACGCUGCCCAACAAUUCCUGCUACUCGGCUGGCAUUGCGAGGCUGGAAGAAGGGGACGAGAUUCAGCUCGCGAUACCUCGGGAGAAUGCGCAGAUUUCACGGGACGGAGAUGGCACCUUCUUUGGUGCUCUGAAACUGCUGUGACCCACUUAAUGGGCUGUGUGGGCCCCUCCCCUCCUCUUCACUGCACCUCCGAGGGGAGAAAAUGAACAACUGGAAAUACCGGAAGUGGGGAAAGUUUUCAUCAAAACCAAGUUUCUUGCGAGCUGUGUUAUUUUGGUUCACUGAAUCUGGUCCCGAACAGGAGACAGCAGACAGCCACAACCAAAGUGUGUCACGUGAGUUUCGGGAACUGGAGUCCACACUCAGAGGACAGGACCAGGAAGGCUACGCUCUCCAGAGCACGCACCGCACCCUUGCUUCUCGCCUCGACACACACCAUCAGAACGCAG
Acomys russatus (golden spiny mouse) is the source of this 1446-nucleotide messenger RNA. Its product is annotated as tumor necrosis factor ligand superfamily member 13B-like. The transcript has 5 exons. Gene Ontology annotation, molecular function: receptor ligand activity; tumor necrosis factor receptor binding. Bases 362 to 1138 code for a protein of 258 amino acids. Lineage: Eukaryota; Metazoa; Chordata; Mammalia; Rodentia; Muridae. Gene Ontology annotation, cellular component: membrane. Gene Ontology annotation, biological process: immune response. The record is from RefSeq and is a predicted model, not a curated record.